This is a messenger RNA of Equus caballus (horse), 6379 nucleotides long. It is a transcript of the gene KLHL42, whose product is annotated as kelch like family member 42. The record is from RefSeq and is a predicted model, not a curated record. Gene Ontology annotation, molecular function: protein binding. Gene Ontology annotation, biological process: protein polyubiquitination; proteasome-mediated ubiquitin-dependent protein catabolic process; regulation of microtubule-based process. NCBI's taxonomy places the organism in Eukaryota, Metazoa, Chordata, Mammalia, Perissodactyla, Equidae. Gene Ontology annotation, cellular component: Cul3-RING ubiquitin ligase complex.
CCUGCUGCCGGCGCCAUCCCUCGGCGCGCCCAACCCGGAACCCGGCGAGCGCGCGGGGGCGGGGAGGCGAGCGCGCGGAGCUGCCGGGCACCCCCGGGCCCCCCAGCCAUGUCGGCCGAGGAGAUGGUGCAGAUCCGCCUGGAGGACCGCUGCUACCCGGUGAGCAAAAGGAAGCUCAUCGAGCAGAGCGACUACUUCCGUGCGCUCUACCGCUCCGGCAUGCGCGAGGCCCUGAGCCCGGAGGCCGGCGGCCCCGAGGUGCAGCAGCUGCGCGGCCUCAGCGCCCCGGGCCUGCGCCUGGUGCUGGACUUCAUCAACGCCGGCGGGGCCCGCGAAGGCUGGCUCCUGGGCCCGCGGGGGGACCAAGGCGGCGGGGUGGAGGAGGAGGAGGAGAUGGACGAGGUGAGCCUGCUUUCCGAGCUGGUGGAAGCGGCCUCCUUCCUGCAGGUCACCUCCCUGCUGCAGCUGCUGCUGUCCCAGGUGCGGCUCACCAACUGCCUGGAGCUGUACCGCCUGGCGCAGGUGUACGGGCUGCCCGACCUGCAGGAGGCCUGCCUGCGCUUCAUGGUCGUCCACUUCCACGAGGUGCUGUGCAAGCCCCAGUUCCACCUCCUGGGGGCUUCUCCCCAAGCUCCGGGGGAUGUCAGCCUGAAGCAGAGGCUGAGAGAGGCCCGGAUGACCGGGACUCCUGUCCUUGUGGCCCUGGGAGAUUUCUUGGGGGGACCCUUGGCCCCUCACCCCUACCAGGGGGAGCCCCCGUCCAUGCUUAGGUAUGAGGAGAUGACUGAACGUUGGUUCCCGCUGGCCAACAACCUUCCUCCCGACCUGGUCAAUGUCAGGGGUUACGGGUCCGCCAUCCUGGACAACUACCUCUUCAUAGUGGGCGGGUACAGGAUCACUAGCCAGGAGAUCUCCGCUGCGCAUUCCUACAACCCCAGUACCAAUGAGUGGCUCCAGGUGGCCUCCAUGAACCAGAAGAGGUCUAACUUCAAACUUGUGGCUGUUAAUUCAAAACUCUAUGCCAUUGGUGGGCAGGCCGUUUCUAAUGUUGAGUGUUACAAUCCUGAGCAGGAUGCAUGGAAUUUUGUGGCACCCUUACCAAAUCCUCUGGCUGAGUUCUCUGCGUGUGAGUGUAAGGGGAAAAUUUAUGUCAUUGGAGGAUAUACUACGAGAGACCGAAACAUGAACAUUUUGCAAUACUGCCCCUCUUCCGACAUCUGGACGCUGUUUGAAACAUGUGACGUCCACAUUCGCAAGCAGCAGAUGGUGUCCGUUGAGGAGACCAUCUACAUCGUGGGGGGAUGUCUCCAUGAACUGGGGCCCAACCGGAGGAGCAGCCAGAGUGAGGACAUGCUCACCGUGCAGUCCUACAACACUGUCACCCGGCAGUGGCUCUACCUCAAGGAGAACACGUCCAAAUCGGGUCUUAACUUGACUUGCGCACUUCAUAAUGAUGGCAUCUACAUCAUGAGCAGAGACGUUACCCUAUCCACCAGCUUGGAACAUCGAGUUUUCCUCAAGUACAACAUCUUUUCAGAUAGUUGGGAAGCAUUUAGGCGUUUCCCAGCCUUUGGACAUAACUUGCUGGUUUCCUCUCUUUAUCUGCCCAAUAAAGCAGAAACCUAACUGAAUUGACUUAGUAUUUAAAAGAAACCUGGUUCAAGACACACAUACAAAAAAAAUGGUGGUGUCCCUUUUCAAGGGAGACUGAUUUCUAAAGGGAAAUUGUGGUUAAAGUAGUCACAUAUACAACAGCUGUAAAUAAGCUUACCUGAACUAAUUACUUGAAAACUGUGGAGAAAAGAGACCAACGUUAUUAUUUUUUUAAUUAUUGAUUUUUAAAUGAUGGGAGCAAAUCCAUAAUAAUGUUUUCAUUCAAAUAUGAUACCCUUGAAUCAAUAACUGAAACUGAUCAUCAAAAAGAAGAUUCAUUUGUAUCUGCUUAGUAAAGGGCCAAAGUCAAGAAUUGGUGUGAAUGGUAAAGAUGAUUUUAAAAUCUGUUUUAUUUAGGUCACUUGAAAUAUCAUUAAUACCUUAAGGGAGAGAUUUCUUUGUUGUUAUCAAUUUACUUGACAAACACUGAUUUUAACUAUCAUUCUCCCUUCCUCUCCCCAGUCAUACCGCGUACAUUUCCAGUAUGUUUAAAAUAUGGUUCUAUGUUCAGAUUUUUUAUUUGCACACUACUUUCCAGAACAGUGACAAUGAUGGAACCCUAUAGUGAAUUCUUGCAAACAUCCAGUCCUCCCCAAAACUUGCAUGAAAACAUUCUCAGCUAUUUUUCCAGUCUUUUUUGCGAUUAUGGAUGCUGAGUAAAAAGGCAGAUAUAGCCUCUUGCUUCUAUUAUGUGGCAGAUUGCAGAUUUAUGUGGUCAGAUAAGUUGCAUUGCUGGCAUUCUGUAUUGUUUAAAAGAGAGGAUGUAUUGUUUAAAAGCAUGGAUAUGUAUAUUUUUAAAACUGAGUCUUAAAUUUAAGUAUAAAGGGAAGGAAACACCAAAUGAGGAAAAAAUUGCCUUUAAGAGUUACUUUUAUUGAAUGUAUUUGACUUAGUUCUUUUUGUAAGAUUGAAAAAAUCAUCCUGUUUAGAUCAGGCAUCUUUCUGCUUUAAUCUUAGCCCUUAAUUCAUGCUUUGCUUUCGUGGGGUAAAGGGAGGAUAGCUGUGAAGUAUUUGUGCUGGAGAGAGGGGAAGAAACUCAUCCGGAUGUGGAAAUGGCAUCUGGUGGUCUUUCUGAUGUUAGGUAGGCUGCUCUGCUUGCCUUGGUUGUGAAGUCAAAUGGAACCCAGCUCAGGCAGUUGUUUGUUUUCAGUAAGCCAGUUAACAAUGAAUAAAAGCUUCUGCCAAUCAUGGAUCAGCAUUUCUUUAAAAAUAUAUACAUAAACUUAUAGAAAGUUUAUUUUGAUUGAAAAACGCUCUCUGAAAUUCUCUGAUCUUUUGUAAUGGAAUCAGUUAAACUGUGAGCUGGAUUCCAUCUUUCUUUUCUAACAUUCCGGUUACAGCGUGCCUCACUUGAAGAAAGUCCCCUAGGUAAACAAAUACGGCAAACUCAUGCGUUCAGUAGACGCUGAGUGCCUCCCGUAAGCAUUCACUGUGCAGUCGUAGUACAGCGGAGUUGAGUACUUUCACAGAGUUCUUCAGUUUAUCAAAAGGGUCGCUACAGGGUGUCUUUACAACCAUGGCCUCCUAGUAUAUUUAAAAUAAGAGUCUCGUUGUAAAAACUCUAUUUGCACAUCUUUUAGGAAUACUUCGAUUAGGGAAGAUGCGGUAAGCCUUUAUGGUGGACAUGGAGACAGAUCUUUGUAUCUUGUCACCAUAUAAUCUUCUCAGUAUUCUACCUACAGCAGUAUUUAGGGGUUUCUAAGCCAUAUCCAUUUAUUCUCAAAUACUUAGCCUUUAUUUUCAAACUCUGAACUGAAAUCUUCCUGGAAUGGUACUUUAAUAAUAGAUUUAUAUUAAUUUAUAUUCACUAGAGUAUUGAGUUUCCAGUGACCUAUAAUUGCAUUACAUAUAUUUAAAAAUUUAAUUUAUUUUAGAUAGUUUAACUUGUUGCUACAGAGCUUAACUUUUUUAAGGCUUAAUCUUAUAUGUUCAGAAGAUUCUAGCCAGUUAAAUUAGUUCUGGUCAAACAGUUGGACAUUGGCUUGUAAAUAACCACAUCAUAAAAAAUAUAAUAUUACUCCUGCCAACCAAUUCUCUUCCUGAUUACAUUCUUUGGGUCUGUUUUCCUAAUGCCAACAAUUAGAUUCUUGGACCAAGUGAAGGCAUACUCUGAUCCACAAAGCUCUUUUUAUAAACCAGUUUUGAUGUGUGUGUAAAUGUGCAUAUCUGUGUAUGUGUGCAUAUGCUGAAAUAGUAUAGCUCUCUCUGAGAUACACAGACUUCUAACAAGGUUUUGUUACUCUGGGCUGCCAGUAGCACUUGGGCAAAGGGGAAUGUGCAGUAAGAAGAGAUCUGUGGAUUUGGGACAUCGUGCUCCCUGUAGCACACAUCAGCUAUGUGGACAUUUUGAGGGUAAUUUUAAUUUAGUUCUGUUCUCUUGUUGGUGCCAAUGUUAUACUGAGGACUCUCCCUACGAUGAAGGCAAUGUUUCUUUGAAAAUCUCCCCUUAUCUCCCAGGACUUUACUCUUUGGUGAUCUGUCUAUUUUCUUACUUUCUCUAAGUGCUUUAUCCUUCUUUUCUGAGAUGCCUUCUGAGGGACGCUGACCUCCCACUAGGGAGAGGGGAGUUACUGGGAGGACCCUCAGGGGUAGCCACACUGCCAGAAGCAACCUAUUUUACUGAGAAUGGUCUGAAUGGCAGAGAGUGAAUCCUGAGUAUGGAUUGGUAGAGGGAGGAUGUUGAUUCUUUCUGUCAUUCUUUCUGGCUUUCCUUUCAACACCCCUUGUUUCAGGGGCCUCUCCCCUUAGCAUCCUUUAAAAGUUUUUCUGAUGAAUGUGUAAGAAUUGAUUAUGUCAACGGUAUUAGUUAAGUCAUAGCAAUGAAGUACUGAGAAGGUUAUGGAUACUAGUAAGAAACAAGUAGGUUAAGAUAAAGCAUGAGUACCAAAGAGAAUUUAACUGCCAUUUUUUUUUGAACCAAAAUCCUAAGUAACUCUAAAUGCCUUAGAUAUCAGUUAAAGUUGUACUGAGAUGGACAAAGCUCUUUCUCUGCAAAGGGAGUAAUCAAGUUAAUGCCUGUUCUCUUUCAAUAAACAGUUAUUUAUUGAGCAUUGUGGAUGCCAUGUUUUCAGAUUUCCAGGUAAAUUCAUGACCUUACUUGUUUGGCUGCACAGGUGAAUCGGGUGGAAAGGCCUUGGUCAACCAGCAUUUAAUGAGCAGUAGCUUAAUGCAGAGCACUCGAGAGGCAGCAUAGCAACAGAAAGGGAGUAUGGGUGAGUUGUUGGGUGCCCUUCUAGAUCAGGGAUGGGGAAUGUAGAACGUCUGUGCCACCAUUCUUUCAAGGUGGCGUUAUGAGUGAGGGGCACUCCUUUCCUCUGUGCCAGGAAUUAGUCUCAGAAUCUAUGUCAUCAAUACUUCCAGGCAUCCAUUACAGUCCGUCAGAGUGAGAUGAAGCCUAUUUGUCAUCCCUCCCUUAGACAGAGGGGUGAAUGAAUUAGGUGAGUAGAUACCACCCAAUAUGGCUUUGAAAGCAGUGAGCUGAUUCAGCCCAGUUCCCAGUUCUUAGUAGUACUUACUGUCUACCAUGUGCAAGACAAUGCUAAGAACUGGGGAUACAGACAUAAAGAAGCCACCAUCCCUGACCUUGAAGAGCUUACAGCCUUGUGAAAAUGUUUGCAGUAAUCAUGACUUGAGUGUCCUCAAAGACACCCACUUUUGUCAGGCACACUGGGGCUCCCCGGCCUGGCCACCUGUUAAGUCCUGGCACAAACUAUCCAUUGCUUCAUCAUUUACUAACAAACAUCAUGAACCAGCUUAUCUCUAAAUUUGAACAUCACAUCCUAUGUUUUCGUUUUGUUGUGGUAUGCUUUUUUUCUCACUACUUUUCGUAGUCUUCUCUGUACUUCAUUUUUUGAAAAAAAAAUUGUAUGUGGCCUGCUUGACUUAAAAAUACUUACUAGCCACCACAGCCUAUGUAGCUGAGGGCUCAGCAGCUUGAUCCUGUGAAAAGGAGGCACAAAGCCAGGGAAGUAAGUACUGGGAGAGAGGCAAGCUGUUUGCAUGUGUGUUUAUACCUAUGCCUUUAAGAUACUUUUAUAAAAAGUAUUAAUAAAGAAAUGGUCGUUAGGAUACUAGUCCUGACUGAAAGUCAGUUGAUUUUGCCUUUGUGAUUUUGCCUAUCAAAGGGUAGUUUUCCAUCCUUAUGGUUCAUUCACAUAAUAGUAUUUGUUUUUCAUUUUCUUGUGUUAACUUAGGAACACGAUAUAAAAUACACACCAAAUGGCACAUACUGACUUCUGCACUUGACAUAACCAUUUUUAUCCAUUCCUACAGGAGAUGGGUUAAAUGUAAAAGAUGGCCAAUUUUGAGGAGCAAAAGGGUGCUGAAAUGACUGGUAAGGUCGGCUGCUGCUUUCUCAAUUGGAUGCCAUGGUUUAUUACUAGUGAAGAAAAGGAAAAUGUAAUUUGCAUUAUUAUGUCAUUUUUCUAAAAAAAAGUCUUAAUAGGGGCUCUUUAGAUGUCUACAAUGUUUUCCUAUGUAGUGGUCAUUUUAGGAAAAAUGAUAAUCUGUAGAAUGAAUAGUUAUGUUUGUUAUGACUGAUACUUUCUUUGUUGAAAAGUUUGUAUUGAGUCUUCAAUUUCAAGUGUGGCUUAAAAUGUAGACAUUAUCAUCUGAUUCAUUUAAAUGCAAGGAUGCCUCUGAAGCACUCAUUCAAACAGCAUUCGUUUUGUGUUUAUGACUAGAAGUAUAGAAGAACAUCUCUUCAAAUAAAAUAGUUUUAAAUCAG